Spodoptera frugiperda (fall armyworm) is the source of this 2515-nucleotide messenger RNA. RefSeq lists its product as uncharacterized. The record is from RefSeq and is a predicted model, not a curated record. The coding region runs from base 343 to 2361 and encodes 672 amino acids. The transcript is spliced from 2 exons. Lineage: Eukaryota; Metazoa; Arthropoda; Insecta; Lepidoptera; Noctuidae.
UUACAUAUGAGGCCAUGAGAGCCAGAGUGGCCUAACUGACAUUUUUUCAAAACCAAUUUUAUUUGACAAAAAAUAUGCAAACGAUAUCUUAUAGCGCCACAAUGGCCUAAAAAUAGUUUUAAAAGCAUCCCAGAGAUGGCGUUAUGAUCAACCAUCUUUGCCUAUUUGAAUUUUGCAAAGUUUAGUAGUGCUAUAAUGGCCUAAGUGAGAUAGGCCAUUUUUGCACUAUGGCAACACAACAUCUUGACGUUUAGGCCAAAUUGUCAAUUUUUAAUCUAUGAUGAUCAGCUGUGAUUUGCUGUUAUUUAGUUUUUGUUUUGUUGUUAGUGUCUGCUAAUUAAAAUGGAUAAUAUGGAAGCAGGAACCUCUGGUAAUGUAGAAAAGACAAUGCAAGAAAUCUUCGGCGUGGAUGAGGACGAUCCCUAUCAAGAUUCAGGCUCGGAGUAUUUGCCAACAAGGUCGCCAUCGCCAGCUGACGUGGAUCUACUGGACAUUUUGGAUGCAGAAAACCAGUCCCCAAAUGUCGCUCAUCCCACUGCAAGCCCAGAAAAUACCGAAGAGCAAUGUAAGCCAAGAAAGCGACUACGACAGCCAAGUAAGUGGAAAAAAAAUAUCCGCAAGGAGAAACGUGCUAAAGGAGAGGAAUAUGUAAAUACAAAAGGUAACACUGUCCCUUCGAAAAGUAUAAACACAGAUAUACCAUGUAAAUGUGCACAGAAAUGCCAUGAUAAAAUUAAUUCUGAACAGCAAAAAGAACUCUUUAAUAGAUUUUAUGCUAUGGAAAAUUUUGAUUUGCAGUCAUCUUACAUCUUUUCAUUAGUGAAAGUGUUACCUAAAAAGAGAUCCUCUAUUUCCACGAAUGGCCAACAAACUGAUUCUAGACGCUCCAAUACCAGGGUGUAUACAAUGCCGAAUUCUGAAGGAUUGUCCACUACGGUAUGUAAGGAAUUCUUCAAAAAAAUAUUUGCAGUAUCUGAUGGAAGACUAUCCAGAGUUUUAAAAAGGAAACUGUCCAUUCCUACACCACCCAUUGAUGCAAGGGGAAGGCAUGCCCCUGUCAAUAAGACAAGUGAAGAAAAGAUUCAACGCGUCAAAGAAUUCAUUGAUAAAUUCCCGAAGUAUGAAUCACAUUACACACUACACAAGAGCACGAACAGAAGAUUCUUAGCGCCGGAUCUAAGUUUGCCGAAAAUGUAUGCUCUUUACUGUAAUGAUACUCCAGAGUCAGAAAGGGUUUCAGAUUUUAUGUUCAGAAAAGUAUUUAAUCAACACUUCAACCUAUCAUUUCAUGCCCCUAUAUCUGAUUCUUGCAAAAAAUGUGACAACCUUAAGAUUAAGAUAGAUGCAGCUAGUUCACAAGAAGCAAAAGAACAAUUUGAGUUACAGAAAAAGGUACACCUUGCAAAAGCUGACUCAGCAAAAGACAAUUACAAAAUAGAUAAAAAUCUUGCUAAAGAAGAUACAGACGUUACUGUAAUCGUAUUUGACCUCAUGAAAACAUUACCUACUCCAGUAAUAUCAACUGGAGUGUGUUAUUAUAAAAGGCAGCUAUGGACAUACAACUUAGGCAUACAUGAUGCUGCAACUGACAUUGCGACGAUGUGUGUAUGGGACGAAACAGUAGCUUCGAGAGGGCCUCAGGAAAUAGGGUCUUGUUUAUUGCGUUACAUAAAAGAAAACGUCAAGACUAAAACAUUGAUCUUAUAUUCUGACCAAUGUGGUGGCCAGAACAGAAAUAUAAAAAUGGCUACUCUUUGUCAAUAUAUUACUAGUCAUCCAAACUAUGUUGUAGAAAAAAUAGACCAUAAAUUUUUUGUAAGUGGUCAUUCUUACUUGGCAUGUGAUCAAGACUUCGGAUUGAUUGAAAAACAGAAAAAAUUCUUUAAGGAUAUUUUUAUACCGGACGAUUGGAUUAAAGUUAUAAAAGCUGCAAGAAAGAAGAAUGCUUUUAAAAUUAUGAAAAUGACAACAGAUGAUUUUGUUUCAACGAAAAAACUUGAAAAUAAUAUUACCAAUCGGAAGGUCACUGCAGAGAAAUCAAAAGUAAAGUGGCUGAGUAUUCAGUGGCUUCUUUACCACAAGAUCCACCCAUUUUCAAUAUUUUUUAAAUAUUCAAAUAAUCCUGAGGUCUUAUUUGAAAACGUUAACAUUAAGAAAAGGAAUUCCAUCAAUAUUGCUGACUUGGAGCUAGACCUUCUUUAUCCCUUGGGAAAACAAAUUAGCGUGGAGAAGAAAAAGGACUUGAUAGAACUUCUGCAAUACAUUCCCCCAGUAUAUCAUGACUUUUAUAAUAACAUAAAAGCAAAUGCAUCAGCACCGAACGAUCUGUAUGUGGGAGAGGAAGAAGUGGAUAGUGAUUGAGUGAGCAAGAAAUGUUUAAAAUUUAAUUAUCCUUACAAUAAUAGACACCCCUACUUCACUCAAUCACCUGCUGAGUGAUAAAGUGUGGUAAGGAUGUCUAUAUAUAUGUCUAUCUUAAUUAUUUUUUUCUUAAUUAAUAAAUAGUUUGGCUUAA